Molecule: messenger RNA, 645 nt
Organism: Echinostoma caproni
Lineage: Eukaryota; Metazoa; Platyhelminthes; Trematoda; Plagiorchiida; Echinostomatidae
Source: the annotation of a GenBank genome assembly
AUGGUUCUUAGUUCCGAGAGGCGGAACAAUCUGAAACAAGAACUGGAACAUUUGCAUCAACGACAAUUAAAAUCAGAAGCCAUUGUACGGGAUAAUGACAACAAACGUUGGCGCGCAUUGCAGAAAUUUUGCGAAGACAACCAUUUGUGCUCGGUACGGAAGAAAGAAAAACACAUGCUGAACACAGAACUGCGUCAAGCCAAACAGCUCUAUUCAGAAUUAAAUGCCAAAGUUGAAGACCUUCGCAAAUACGAACAAUACAUGUUAAGUGUCAUUGCAUCAUUACCUAAAGAUUAUAUCAAACUGGCCGAUAAUGUGCUCGCUGGUCUGAUGAUGCGUUACAACACUUUGUACGAGACCAAUAGCAGUCUGCGUCGGGAAAUGGAGGAAAAAUCGGAGGAGGUACGGAUUGCGCAGACCAAUUUGCGCAAUCUGAUCGAGGCACAUGGAAUUCUUUUGUUCGGCAAAAAUUCCGAGCUGUCGGAGUUGUAUACUCAACGCGAAAAGGCAAAUGAUCUGUUUCAGAGCGCCGAACAAGCCUUAGUGCAUACACAUGACGAAGUUUUACAUCAGAUGGACACCAUUUUCGCAUCGAAAUUCCACGCUGCAUUCUUGAGUCCUCCACGCGUUCUGAAUUCUGACUAA